Nicotiana tabacum (common tobacco) is the source of this 2146-nucleotide messenger RNA. Its product is annotated as serine carboxypeptidase 1-like. The record is from RefSeq and is a predicted model, not a curated record. Lineage: Eukaryota; Viridiplantae; Streptophyta; Magnoliopsida; Solanales; Solanaceae. Gene Ontology annotation, molecular function: serine-type carboxypeptidase activity. Gene Ontology annotation, biological process: proteolysis. Gene Ontology annotation, cellular component: vacuole.
CUAGAUCAAACCCCCUAGGGAUCAAGCUUGAGAGAAAAGAGUAAACAUCAUUUCUCUAUUAUUUUGAAAUACUAGAUCCGAGCUACUUAAAUACAUAAAAAGAAUAUCUAAGGAUCUAAUAUUGAUUCGUUUUUUUCUUGUGAGACCAAUUUGAUAUUUCUUUUUAUUCAAGGAGGAACCAUUUAAAUCUUUGCACACCUUCUUUUUUUUUCUUUUUUUUUUCUUUCUAAUUUCUCUGUCCUCAGAAUCGUCUCGCCAAAUAACCUAAUUCAUCAUCACUGAAUUUUCUUCUGAGAAAGACUCAAAAAUCUAUUUUAUUAAAUAAAUCUUCACUUUAUCUCAUUUCUCUCUCAGCCGUCCUGUCUGAUCGAACAACGAUGUAAAAAUAUGGAAGCCGACAAACUCCUUAAUAUAUAUCCUUCGUUUUCUCCCCUUUGAAACAACUUAAGAAACAAUUCAAAGCUGUUAAGUGUCGUGCGACGUUUUAACCAAUGAGCACAAAGUACAAACAUAUCACUACAACAGCGUCAAUCUCAUACCAAGUACCAAAAAAAUAAAGAUAGGACGACAUUCUCAACUUUUUGCAUACUCUUUAUAUAUAAUGAAGAACAUUUAUCGUUGAGCUAUCAUUCACCAUUUCUUGUUUCUUGCACGGGAAGGAAGAAAAUGAAAGUUCAUUCUGUUUUAAAUCUUUCUCUAAUUAUUUUGUGCUACUUAAGUGCCCAACAAUGUAAUGCAGGAGAAGCUGAUGUUCUAAGCAAAUUUCUUAAGGCUCGACGAGCAAAUCGCUUGCACACAACAAGAAUUACCAAUAGCCUAGCGGCUGAUGAGAAACAGAGAUCAGUGUCAGGAUUCAUAGUGCCACAGGUAGGAUCAAAGGAAGAUGACAAGAUCUCGGCAUUGCCAGGGCAACCAAGUGGGGUUAAUUUCGAUCAGUAUUCAGGAUAUGUGACUGUUGACGCUGAUGCUGGUAGAGACUUGUUCUAUUACUUCACUGAAUCAACUCAAGAUCCUUCUACCAAGCCCCUUGUUUUAUGGCUAAAUGGAGGACCUGGUUGUUCGUCGCUGGGGGCUGGAGCAAUGAUGGAACUUGGACCAUUCCGCGUCAAUAAAGAUGGAAAAACCUUGUGGCUCAACCCAUUUGCUUGGAAUAACGUGGCAAACAUCCUCUUUUUAGAAUCUCCUGCCGGUGUUGGAUUCUCUUACUCUAACACAUCAUCAGAUUAUAUAACUGGAGAUGAAAAUACUAGACAAGACAGUUUCACUUUUCUCAUCAAUUGGAUGGAAAGAUUCCCAGAAUAUAAACACCGAGAUUUCUACAUUACUGGAGAGAGUUAUGCUGGGCACUAUGUGCCUCAACUUGCUCAGCUGGUCUUAUCCCGCAAGAAAACAGAACCCAACCUUGUCAUUAACUUGCAAGGAGUAGCUACUGGAAAUGGCAUUAUCGAUGAUGAAACAGCGACUAGUGGUUCCUAUGACUUCUAUUGGACACAUGCACUAAUAUCAGAUGAAAUCCAUGAAGGAAUUGUCUCGAAUUGCAACUUCUCGGCAGAAACCUCUACCACAGAAGCUUGUACUGAGUACACAGGCCAAGCAGAUUCAUCUCAAGGCAACAUAUACACUUAUAACAUAUAUUCCCAACUGUGCAACUCCUCUGCCUAUUUUUCCCUUCCUAUAGAUGGAUUUGAUCCAUGCUCAGCUGAUUACAUAGACAAUUACCUAAACACUGUCGAAGUACAAAAGGCGCUUAAUGUCAGAGAUAUACCCCAUUCCUGGGAUUCUUGCAAUGGUUACAUACAAGGAUCUUGGCAGGACUCCCCGCAUACUAUGCUACCAAUCUUUCAAGAGCUCAUGCAAAAUGGCAUUAGGGUUUGGAUUUAUAGUGGAGAUGUAGAUCAUAUUUUGCCUGUGACGACAAGUAGAUAUGCUAUAGACAAAAUCAAAACACCAGUCAAAACACCAUGGUAUCCUUGGUUCUUCCAGGGCGAGGUUGGUGGUUAUGCAGUAGAAUACCAGAACUUGACAUUCGUGACUGUAAGAGGAGCAGGACAUUUUGUUCCAAGCUAUCAACCUGGCCGUGCAUUGACCAUGUUCUCAUCCUUCAUCAAUGGAACACUCCCUCCUCAUCUCCACUAAGCAGAAAACA